GCCAUGGCGGAUGUUAUGAAUGUCGGAGUGAAUUUGGAAGCCUUUUCUCAGGCUAUUAAUGCCAUCCAGGCUCUCAGGUCCAGUGUAACCCGGGUGUUUGAUUCUCUGAAAGAUGGGAUGAAGAAUAAAGAAUCGCUUGAAGAAAGAGAAAAGGUGUUUAUUACAGAAUUCCAGGACAACCUGCAGGCUGUGAACCGCGACUUGAAUGAGCUGGAGCGGCUGAGCACUUUGGUUGGCAGGCCGUCUGAGAGUCACCCCUUACACAACAGCGGCUUACUCAGCUUAGACCCGGUCCAGGACAAAACUCCUCUGUACAGCCAGCUUCUACAGGCCUACAAAUGGUCCAACAAGUUACAGUACCAUGCAGGCUUGGCAUCCAGCCUUCUGAACCAGCAGUCACUCAAGCGCUCAGCCAAUCAGAUUGGAGCAUCAGCAAAGAGAAGACCAAAGGUCCAACCCAGCACCUUGGCCCUGCCCACACAGUACGUGGAUGAUGUAAUAACCAGGAUUGGUCGUAUGUUUCCAGACAUGUCCAUUGAACUUUUUCGACCCAAUGGAACAUCUGCUGUGCUUUUGGUGACACUGGGAAAGGUCCUUAAAGCCAUCGUGGUGAUGAGAAGUCUGUUCAUUGACCGCACCAUCGUCAGAGGAUACCACGAGAUUGUGUACUCAGAAGACAGAAAGCUGGAUAUCUGGGGAAAGUCUAGCUACCAAGUCUUUCAGAAGGUGACUGACCAUGCCACCACUGCUCUGCUACACUACCAGCUGCCCCAGAUGCCUGAUGUGGUGGUACGUUCAUUCAUGACCUGGCUCAGAAGUUACAUCAAGCUCUUUCAGACACCAUGUCAACGUUGUGGGAAGUUUCUACAGGACGGCCUGCCCCCAACCUGGAGGGAUUUCCGCACCCUCGAGGCCUUCCACGACACUUGCAGGCAGUGACCCAACAAGCCCUGAAAUUAACCAAGCCCUAAACCCUACAGAGGUCACCUACACGCUCCUGGACACAGGUGGAAGUAUUACAAGUGAAUCCAUGUGCAUCAAUGCGCUUUUGCAAAUGAAAGCCCAGCUAGGUCAGGAGUCACAGGGUGAACAUACAUGAUGAUUAUAUCCUGCAGAUGUGCUAAGAAGCAGCAAUGUUUCUGAACAUCAUGUUCCUACAAUAAAGUUUUGUAUUCAUU
This is a messenger RNA of Trichomycterus rosablanca, 1178 nucleotides long. It is a transcript of the gene med27, whose product is annotated as mediator complex subunit 27. Gene Ontology annotation, molecular function: transcription coactivator activity. Gene Ontology annotation, cellular component: mediator complex. The transcript has 8 exons. The record is from RefSeq and is a predicted model, not a curated record. Gene Ontology annotation, biological process: regulation of transcription by RNA polymerase II. Lineage: Eukaryota; Metazoa; Chordata; Actinopteri; Siluriformes; Trichomycteridae. The coding region runs from base 4 to 939 and encodes 311 amino acids.